Messenger RNA from Etheostoma spectabile (orangethroat darter), 1688 nucleotides. RefSeq names its product Ras-related GTP binding A (gene rraga). The coding region runs from base 276 to 1223 and encodes 315 amino acids. Lineage: Eukaryota; Metazoa; Chordata; Actinopteri; Perciformes; Percidae. Gene Ontology annotation, biological process: cellular response to starvation; negative regulation of autophagy; positive regulation of TORC1 signaling. Gene Ontology annotation, molecular function: GTP binding; GTPase activity. The transcript is spliced from 10 exons. The record is from RefSeq and is a predicted model, not a curated record. Gene Ontology annotation, cellular component: nucleus; Gtr1-Gtr2 GTPase complex; lysosome.
UGACGAGUAACCCCCUUCUGCUUCUCAUGUGACUUUGGCGUAAACAGGAAGCAGCUGAUCUUGACUUCACUGCUGCUUCUGCCAGUAAUGUAACGUUAUAGAUCUCAAUUCUUAAGAACAAAUUCAAACUACGGGCUAAAAUUGCUUCAGUUUGAGUAACCGUUCCACCUUGUCGAUCUGAAGGAGAGGAAGAGGAGAGCUGCUGCGUACACCGAAUAAAGUCACCUGACUUGCAGCUCCGAGAAGUACUCAACAUCGUGUCUGCUGAGGGGGGGAUGUCAAGCCCAGCAAUGAAGAAAAAGGUGUUACUGAUGGGGAAAAGUGGGUCUGGGAAGACCAGUAUGAGAUCAAUCAUCUUUGCCAAUUACAUAGCUCGAGACACACGCCGCCUUGGAGCUACAAUUGACGUAGAGCACUCCCAUGUACGGUUUCUUGGCAAUCUGGUUCUAAACCUGUGGGACUGUGGAGGACAGGACACGUUUAUGGAGAACUACUUCACCAGCCAGAGGGACAACAUUUUCAGAAAUGUAGAAGUGCUUAUUUAUGUAUUUGAUGUGGAGAGCCGUGAGCUGGAGAAAGACAUGCACUACUACCAGUCUUGUCUGGAGGCCAUCCUGCAGAACUCCCCCGACGCUAAAGUGUUCUGCCUCGUUCACAAAAUGGAUCUGGUGCAAGAAGAUCAAAGAGAUUUGAUCUUUAAGGAGCGUGAAGAAGAUCUGAAGAGACUGUCCAGACCUUUGGCUUGCACGUGCUUUAGGACAUCGAUCUGGGACGAAACCCUGUAUAAGGCCUGGUCUAGCAUAGUGUACCAGCUCAUCCCAAACGUCCAGCAGCUGGAGACAAACCUGAGAAAUUUUGCGCAGAUCAUAGAGGCAGAUGAAGUUCUUCUGUUUGAGAGAGCCACAUUCCUGGUGAUCUCCCACUAUCAGUGCAAAGAGCAGCGCGAUGCUCACCGGUUUGAAAAGAUCAGUAACAUUAUCAAACAGUUUAAACUCAGCUGCAGUAAACUUGCAGCCUCUUUCCAAAGCAUGGAAGUGAGGAACUCCAACUUUGCGGCCUUCAUUGACGUCUUCACCUCCAACACAUAUGUCAUGGUCAUCAUGUCGGACCCCUCCAUUCCAUCUGCAGCCACUCUCAUCAAUAUCCGUAAUGCUAGGAAACACUUUGAGAAGUUGGAGCGGGUGGAUGGACCCAAGCACAGCCUGCACAUGCGAAUGCGCUAGCCGGUGCAUUUGUUCCAGUGGAUACUCUCAGCCAAUCAGUCCACAGACCGCAGCUGGCAUGUUGCGGUCUUCCAGCUCCGAAACGUAUGAGCAGCACUGUUUCCUCUAUAUCUUCACAUUCAAUCACAGUUAUAUAGAAAUCAUAUUUUCUUUUAGUCUAAUUUCUACAGUGAUCAUAGGUAUCUUGAACAGCAAUACAUUCUGUUGGAAUUAGAAUUGCCCUAACUCAACGUAAUAAAGUAAAAUGAAUAGUUGUGUUUACUAUGAAGGGGGCAACCUUUGCUGUCAAACUUUGUCGUAUACAGUCGAUUUGUUCACUCCAUGCAGGGAAUCCCAGUGAUCUGGGGAUGUUGUCUCCAGAUGAUAAGCAGCAGAUUUGCAGUUUGUAAGCUGUUACACUUUUAAAGUAUGAACAAUAUAGUUAUAUUCAGAAAAAUAUAUGUGACGUGUUUUUUUCUGCUUCAA